Acromyrmex echinatior (Panamanian leafcutter ant) is the source of this 1081-nucleotide messenger RNA. RefSeq names its product phospholipase A1-like. Gene Ontology annotation, biological process: lipid catabolic process. Lineage: Eukaryota; Metazoa; Arthropoda; Insecta; Hymenoptera; Formicidae. The record is from RefSeq and is a predicted model, not a curated record. Gene Ontology annotation, molecular function: serine hydrolase activity; lipase activity.
CUCGUACUAUUGCAAAGUUUGAUCUAGUAUCUAUCAAUUUCUUUUUGAUAAUUCAUUAAUAUCUCUUUUUGCACACGAUGAGAACUAUUGUUCCGAUACUUGUACUUUUCCUUAUACAAUGCACGUAUUUACGUGCCGAACCUAACGUGCUGGAGAAAUUGUCAAAUUCCUGUAUUUUCGGCGUUAAAUCGGUAUCAUUAUAUCUGUAUAACAGCCAUGUUACAGGCGAACAAGUUCAGGAAAAUAAGCUCUGUAACAAUAUUGAUCCGUCGCAAUCGUUCAUCUUUGUAGUCCAUGGCUUCAUUAGUUACGCAAAUUCGUCUCAUACUAGAGAUCUGGACAUGCAAUUGAAACAUAAUCACACAGUAUUUGCGCUGGAUUGGGCUCAAGGAGCUUGCACAGAUGGGUUGCCCAUCUUGAAGUUCAUGGAGUAUCCUAGUGCGGUAAUCAACACUCGAGAGAUAGGUCAUCUUUUGGCAAAUUAUACCAUUACCUUGAUGAAAAAAUGUGGUGUUCCAUUAGAAAAGAUAACAUACAUCGGUCACAGCCUCGGCGCGCACGUGAGUGGUUUCGCUGCGAAAAAUAUGCAGAGUCUUGGCUUCACGAUUGAACAUAUCAUUGGUGCUGAUCCCGCAUGGCCGUUAUUCAAACACAAUGACUGUCAAGACAGACUUUGCGACUCGGAUGCCAAAUGUGUAGUAGUUCUCCACACAUCAGAUCUUGGGAUACAGUUCAAAAUAGGUCUCCUCGAUUUGUACUUCAAUGGUGGACACAUACAACCAAAAUGCGGCAUAAAUAUCUCUUGCUCACACACGAGAGCUAUUAUUUAUAUAACAGAUAUUUUUAAAAAUAAUUGUGGAUUCCUUGGUGUUUCUUACAGUUCAUCCCCUUAUCCUGAUUCUAAUACAACAGAUUGCAUUGUCGUGAAUAGCAAUAUAUUAGAUUGCAACAAUUCCACAAAGGGAACAUAUUAUUUAUUCGUUGACAAGGAUUCUCAUUGUACACAGGAAACUUUCAACUGUAAACAGUAAUAGCAGUCGUUAAAUUUGAAAUGUCAGUUUUUUUUUAAUAAGAGAAUAUA